GACUCAACUGAAUACAUGACCAGCGGCGAUUAUCCCGUUUCCACAUUUUGUACCCCAUUGGUGUCUGUUGGUUAUUUGUAUUUGUAAGGGGCGGCACACCAUGUGGCCGUCGAGCAUUUGCAUAGAUGAUCAUGAAAGUUUGGAGCAAUUUGAUUCGCCACUUCAGCUCGAUGUCGUAGAGCCUGGUUUCGGAUCAAUCGAUCCUGUAUUCUUGUCGUCGACCUGAGACACCCUAGAUCAUUUGUUAGUAGCUGUUCCAUAAUUUACUAAUCACAGACUGUGAAACAUGGAACAACAUGUUGGCCACUGCACGCAAUUUCCAGCAUGACAAUAGCCCGUAGACGCUCCGCGCGUUGCUUAUCUCGUGUUCUUGCAAAGUCAAUAAACAAUGUCAGGUUCACCUUUCCAUUAUCUUUUAUAACCGCAUGUUCUCUCCCAACACCUGACAGUCAAAAAGGACAAUGGCGUCACCUCUUGCAGCAUACGUUCUGUUGUUGGUGUCUCUUGGAAACCUAGUGCAAGGCAUCGUAGUAAGUACAAAUGGAGAAGAGUUUGCAUUUGCUUUCUUUGCAAAUUUUUACAACACACCAGAGCCGGAUCCACUGAACGAUAUCUACAUCUCCUCAACAUCAGAAUCCAAAUGUACAAUUGAUUAUAAUUAUGACGACAUGAGAAGAAGACGAAUCGAGGUUACCAUUCCAGCCUAUUCGGUUACAAAGGAAACACUCCCAGGUAGCACACAGCUCAAUGCACAGAGUGGAAUAGAAAAUAAAGGAAUUCACAUUAACUGCACCAAUCCUGUGGCAGUUUACGGGUAUAACAAAAAUACCAAUGACUAUGCACACACCAGUGAUUCCUUUACAGCCCUCCCUGUUGCAGCCCUUACGACAGAAUACAUAAUUCCAGGUGUCAACAACAACCCUUUUUUUGGAGUGGUAUCAACAAGGGACAACACCUCGGUAACGAUCCACUUAAUCUCAUCAUGUUCAGUUAAGUUCAACAACACUUUGUACAAAACAGGAGGUAUACUUGAGGUUAGUCUGAAGAGGAACGAUGUCUUGCAGAUAAUACAUGAUUCAGCAAUGCAUUCGAUAUAUGAUUGUGAUUUUGGUGGCACUUAUAUCAAAACUUCUUUUCCCGUAUCUGUGUUUUCGGGUUCUGUUUACUACAGUCCCUACGGCAUGGUCGGAUCACACCUGGUUCUCCAGGUUCCUCCUCUCAGCGCCUUCAGCACCACAGCAAUAGUCCCCAGGGUCCCUGCACCAACUUCACAGACGGUCGUGCGUCUACUUGCCAGCCAGAAUGACACCUCAGUCACCAUUACGUCUAUCCGUCAAUCUAUUGUCAGUGUAUAUAACGCAUCACUUACACGGAGAGAGUUUAAGGAUUUCAACAUCACACUAAUGGACACAGAUUUGUUUAUUAAAAGUAAUAAACCCGUAAUGGUUGUUCAGAACAGUUACUUUCAGCUCAAAGGCGGGAUGACUUUGUUCUCACCAGGACCUGAUUUGUACCUGACAGAGUAUACCUUUCAAACUAUGGACAUAUCAGGACAACACUCACUUUACUCGUUUUGCAACCUUGUUUGUGAAACACGCUUCAUUGGUAGUAUAUAUGUUAAUGGCAACACAUCAUCGGAUAUAACUUGGAAUAACAUCACAUCACUGCAAUAUUCAGUUGGAAUUCUGGCUCUAAAGUCCUCAACACCCUAUCACAUAAAGAGUAAACAUCCUUUUUACCUCAGAGUACAUGGAAACCCUGGAUAUGCUGCAUAUGGUUUCACCGGUGGAUACAAGCUUCUUUCACACGAGAGCAAAGUACUGCACCUCCAGUGUCUGACAGAGGGCUGGUUUGCAUCAGUUGACCUGAAUGAACUGUCAGCCACCCCCAGUGACAUCUCACACAUCUACAUGGCCACAGACAGGUGUACGGGCACGCUCCGAGGAAACAUCCUUGUAUUCAAUGUAUCUUAUGACAGCUGUCACACCGAAAGAAAGGUUAAGAAUGAUAGUAUCAGCUUUAGAAACUACAUCGUCUAUGCAGCGCCAUCAAACGACAACAUAACUAAAGCAAUCAAAUGGCGUGGUGACCUAGAAUGUUCGAAAGCUGAUCAUGCAACCGACUCCGUUCACAUCUACCCCGAACACAAUGCAACAAGCCACACAGGUGUAUCGGGUGAGAUUCAGGGUCCUGGAGUACACAUCAGUCUCUUCAAGGAUCCUGCCUACCAAGUCCCGUUCGUAGAGACUCAACAGAAGGCACAAGUUGGGCAGCCUAUAUUCGUCCAAGUAUCUGAUCCACUAUCUGAGGACACGAUAAUGAUUUUAAAGCACUGCUAUGCCCACCUGACUACGGACUUCCAAAACUCCGUUUCCCACCUUCUUCUAGACAAAGGUUGUCCAGUUGACAGUUCAACUCAAGUAUUGAUGUCCAGGGACCACGUGACAAGAUUCAGGUUUGACAUGUUUGAUCUGCCCACUGAGGACGACGGCCUAUACGUCACAUGUGACGUCACGUUCUGUGAUCAGAUGGACUUCUCACCACACUGUCAACAAGGAUGUCACACUGACCCCCAAGUUGGAAUUAUUGGCUGAAAAUUUAAAUAUUCAGAUAGCAAUAUUGAAGCGUAAAUGCCCACUUGUUAUCAUGAAAAGAUCCAACAGAAGUAAAUGAUAUAGCAUAAUGCUUUGAUUACAAUCUAACACCCUGGAUAGUAGCCAAAUAAUUCCAUGAUCUGAUACUGUUUUGUUGAGUACUUAACUGAUAUUUAAGAGGAUUUGAAAUAACUAAAUAUUUGACUAACUGUAAUAAGUUCACAAAGAUAAGGAGAGUAAUCCCACCAUUGACCUCAUGCCCAUGCAGCCUCUGGCAUGCAUAAAACGUUAUAUGUUUGUGUCUUUCAUUUUACAAAAUGGAAAAUCAAGUAUAAUGUUUCUACUAGUUCUGAUAUCCCUCUAACACGUUGACAUGCGUGACCCUUAUAUAUCCAACAGUUAGAUAUCAGAAGUUGACGUCCCACACGAUGCAUACUGUUUCAGGAGCGUGGCGUAGGUUUACGAUUGAUAUUAUCAGCAUGUCCCACGACCAGUGACGUCUCACAGAUGUACAUGGCCACUGGCUGAACAUUUAUAUAUUCAUAUAGGAACCUAAUAAGUAUUCAUGGAUACUCGUUGUCGGUACAUGACCUGGAAGAGGCAAAUGAUAAUGAUUACACUUUCGUUGUGAUCUAAUAGCCUGGAAACAAUCUAGAGUUAUUAUUUUUAAAGAUAUAAUAUCAUUUUAUAAAUUAUUCAAUUGAUAGUUAAAGUGUAAUGGUAAAGCAACUGUCGAUUAGACUCCGCUAAGUCAUCCAAACAUUUGGAGAGCUCUAAUACAGAUAAUAUUUUCAUAUGAUGAUCUGAAAACAUUAGUUUGUGCACAUUUUGGAAAGUUCUUGUGUGAGUAGGGGGUGUCAGUAGAGCAGCAAAUAGUGACCCUUUUCUGGAAAACCUGGUGUUAUCACUGACUUUCAGGGAUCUUUUCACAUGCAUUUCACCACACUUUUGCUUUUUCGUUGCUGUUUGCGCAGAUAAUCGGGACCGAUUAUUCUCUGGCGUUGGCGUUUUACAUAUUCACUGCAGCAUAAUUAAUCGCUUUGAGUUCAAUGUAAGUUAUGUGGUGGCUUUUAUAAAAUAAUCAAUGGUAUGAUAUUGUUUUGAAUACUUAUUUGAUAUUUAACACGUUUUGAAGAUUGCCGAUAUCAUCAAAAUAAUUGGCUUGCUGUAAUGAUACAAUCAAUGACGUGAACAGUAAAGUUGUUAUUUUUUUGCAUAAUGAUCUGACAAUUCAUAUGUAUAUUUUGAUGGUAUGUUUCAAUAACGAUACGUUAUUCACUGCAGCUCUGGCAUCCAGCUGAUUGUUCUGGUGACGGUAGAGAUUAUUCUCUGGUUUUGAAGUUGUUCAUUCACUACAGCUGCAGCAUCCAGCUGAUUGUUCUCGUGACGGUAGAGAUUAUUCCCUGGUUUUGAAGUUGUUCAUUCACUACAGCUGCAGCAUCCAACUGAUUGUUCUCGUGACGGUAGAGAUUAUUCCCUGGUUUUGAAGUUGUUCAUUCACUACAGCUGCAGCAUCCAGCUGAUUGUUCUGGUGACGGUAGAGAUUAUUCUCUGGUUUUGAAGUUGUUCAUUCACUACAGCUGCAGCAUCCAGCUGAUUGUUCUCGUGACGGUAGAGAUUAUUCCCUGGUUUUGAAGUUGUUCAUUCACUACAGCUGCAGCAUCCAGCUGAUUGUUCUGGUGACGGUAGAGAUUAUUCCCUGGUUUUGAAGUUGUUCAUUCACUACAGCUGCAGCAUCCAGCUGAUUGUUCUGGUGACGGUAGUGAUUAUUCUCUGGUUUUGAAGUUGUUCAUUCACUACAGCUGCAGCAUCCAGCUGAUUGUUCUGGUGACGGUAGAGAUUAUUCUCUGGUUUUGAAGUUGUUCAUUCACUACAGCUGCAGCAUCCAGCUGAUUGUUCUGGUGACGGUAGAGAUUAUUCUCUGGUUUUGAAGUUGUUCAUUCACUACAGCUGCAGCAUCCAGCUGAUUGUUCUGGUGACGGUAGAGAUUAUUCCCUGGUUUUGACUUUGUAUAUUUACUACAGCUUCAGCAUCUAGCUGACUAUUCUGGUGACGAUAGAGAUUAUUCCCUGGUUUUGACUUUGUAUAUUUACUACAGCUUCAGCAUCUAGCUGAUUGUUCUGGUGACGGUAGAGAUUAUUCUCUGGUUUUGACGCUGUAUAUUCAAUACAGCCGCAGCAGCAUAGUUGAUUGUUUGGUGGUGGUACAUUGAUUGCGUGGGUUAGAUGUAAGUGGUGUGAUGGAUUUCAUAAAAAUAGCUAAUUCUUUUUCUCGAUUCUCAUUGUCAUGUCUAUUCUUUACUUUGAACCAAUCGUAAUACGACACUAAAGCAUGUGGCAUUGUGCUUCCCACGACAAUGAAAUCCGCAGCUUUUCGUCCUCUAAAGAAUCAGUUUAUUGCAGACAGAUGUUUGAUUUGUACAUGGGAUGGAGCAUGAAUAUUACAUUACAAUUGCAUUUUGAAGUGUUUGGCUGGAAAUGUUGGUAUUCUAUUAGAUAUAUAUUUGCAUGAAUAUGGAGUGUUUCGGUCUAUCAAGACCAGAACAUUGAGAUAAUGAAUAAAACAUUUUCACGAAUAGCA
Haliotis rufescens (red abalone) is the source of this 5174-nucleotide messenger RNA. RefSeq lists its product as uncharacterized. The coding region runs from base 462 to 2594 and encodes 710 amino acids. The transcript has 5 exons. Lineage: Eukaryota; Metazoa; Mollusca; Gastropoda; Lepetellida; Haliotidae. The record is from RefSeq and is a predicted model, not a curated record.